Molecule: messenger RNA, 1224 nt
Organism: Grosmannia clavigera kw1407
Lineage: Eukaryota; Fungi; Ascomycota; Sordariomycetes; Ophiostomatales; Ophiostomataceae
Product: cut9 interacting protein
Exons: 1
Coding region: 1-1224 (407 amino acids)
Molecular function (GO): hydrolase activity, acting on ester bonds
Source: RefSeq, a predicted model, not a curated record
AUGUGCGGAGCAGGACACGAGUCUGCAGCGGCCGACUGGUCCUCAGCCGAGCCGUUCCCGUGGGCCAGCGGCCGUGUCUGCGAUGCGCACUGCCACGCAACCGACACGAUGGCGGCCGUGGCAGCGAUUCCGAUGAUGCAGACGGCCGUGCUGACGGUCAUGUCGACGCGAUCGCAAGACCAAGACCUGGUGGCGGCGCUGGGCGCGGCUGAUGACAAGGUCGUGGCAGCUUUUGGCUGGCACCCGUGGUUUGCGUACCAGCUGUACGACGACGGCAGUCAGGCGGACAAGGACAAGACAGACGGUCCCGAGCUGACCACGAUGGACGACAAGCGGCGACACCUGGCGGCGGUGCUGACGCCAGGACCAUCGACCGAGGCACAGGCGGCGGCGCUCGAUGCCCUGGCGGCCAGCCUGCCGAGCGUGCGGCCGCUGUCAGCGUUUGUGGCCGAGACGCGAGCCCGGCUGCAGGCCGAUCCGACGGCGCUGGUUGGCGAGAUCGGCCUGGACCGCGCAUUCCGGGUGCCAGAGGGCGAGCCACGGGACACGACGCCCGCUGCACAGGCCCAUACGCCGGGUGGCCGCGAAGGCCGUCGUCUCUCGCCGUUCCGCGUCCAGCCAGCCCACCAGGUCGCCGUUCUCGCGGCACAGCUGCGGCUGGCGGCCGAGAUGCGGCGAUCGGUCAGCGUGCACGGCGUCCAGGCACACGGUCUGCUAUUUGCCACGCUGGCGACCACCUGGCGUGGCCACGAACGCGAUGUGCUCUUGCGCCGACAGCGACGACAAGUUGCCGAGAACGCCGAGCAGAGCAGCGACGAGGAAGACGGGCUGGACGCGCCCCAGAGACCGACAGAGAAAGGCCGGCCUCCUCCUACCUAUCCUCCUGCUAUCUGCCUCCACUCGUUCAGCGGUCCCGUCGAGAUGCUGCGGCAGUAUCUCGACCCCCGCAUCCCUGCGGCCAUCUACUUUUCCUUCUCGACGGCCGUCAACUGCGGCACCGAUGACGGCUGUCGCCACACGCUCGAUGUUGUCACAGCCUGUCCCGACGAUCGUCUCCUCGUCGAGAGCGACCUCCACGUCGCUGGCCCUCCCAUGGACGCCGCACUCGAGGACAUCUAUCGCCGCGUGUGCGCCAUCAAAGGUUGGCCGUUGGCCGAUGGCAUCCAACGAAUCGCCCAAAAUUACGACGCCUUUCUGCGUGGCCGCACAAAACACAAGAGAUGA